GGCGCUGCAGCUGUCAAUAGCAUAUCAAUGUUUUCUAAUUGGUUUUUUGUAAAUUCGAGAAUUAAUUAUUUUGGUGGAAACUGUGAUCACGCUAUGGUUUUAUGAUGUCUACAAAUAACUUAUCUUCUGUAUUAAAAUCAUGUUCUGAGAGUGAACUUAUAAAUGAAGUGGUGGAUACAAAUGUAGCACCAAAACAGAAUGAGGGAUCUCGAUUAAAAAGAACAUUUACUUUACCUCGUAAUCCAUUCGGCUCGAGCAGGCCCAGUUCGAGCAAAACUAAAACCAAUGAGGGUGAAAAAUCGGGAAGUGCAAGUUCCAUCACUGGUACAACGCAAAAAGAUGAAGGUGGCUUGGAGAGAAAAUUGUUUCGAAGGCCAUCGUGGAAACUGUUCCUGAAUAAAAUCGCUCAGCACAUGAGCACUGUAAACGUUUCUAGUGUGAAGACUGGCCCAGUUGUGCUGCACAGCGAUCGUGUACCAUGCAGCGGGGAACCGCCCUGGCCUCCUGGCACCACUCCCGCCGCAACAGGGAUCAAAAACCAUGGCAACACUUGUUACAUGAAUGCAGUUUUACAGUGCCUUUCUCACACAGAUGUUAUUGCUGAAUACUUUGUCCUAGACCAUUAUAAGGUGGAUUUGCAAAAAAGGAAUAAGAUUAAUUCAAAAAAGUAUGGAACACGAGGGGAAGUGACGGAACAAUUGGCAACAAUUUUAAAGGCUUUAUGGUCAUGUCGCUACAUCUCAGAUAUGAGUAUAGCAUUUAAGGCAGCAGUUGAAAGACAUGGUUCUCAGUAUAGAGGUAACAGUCAACAUGAUGCUCAGGAGUUCUUAUUUUGGCUUCUCGAUAAAGUACAUGAAGACUUAAAUACAGCAACCAAGAAGAAAUAUAAAACUAUCAAGAACACCGUUGGCAAAUCGGAUGAGGUGGUAGCGGCUGAAACUCUUGCGAAUCACGCGCGUCGUAACAGUUCCUUUGUCCAGGCUGUGUUUCAAGCUCAGUACAGGUCAGCCCUGACGUGUGCUAAAUGUGAGCGUACAUCUUGCACCUUUGAUCCGUUUCACUGUGUAAGUGUACAGCUUCCAACAAGGCCGGCAACCGCUCAGCCUUCACCUCUACCUGUCAAUGUUGUGUAUGUAAAUCAGCAACCGCGGCAGGUUAGGAUCGGUGUAGAGUUGAAGCCGAACUCAACCAUGGAUGAUCUCAGAACCGAGCUACACAAAGACACGGGAAUCGAUCGUGAACACAUAAUACUCGCAGAAAUUAAUGAAACAGGGUGGUGCAUGGCCCGCAGCGGCUGGGAGGCGGCGGGCAUAGACGCGGGUGCGCUGUACUGUCUCGAGGCGCCGCCGCUCAUCCAGCCCGCUACACCACACGCGCCGUACCUGCUGCUGCUGUGGGUCAACCUGUUGGACGGCGAGCGGUUUGGGUCACCGUACGCCAUGCAAGUUCCACGCGAGAUCUCUUACGAGGAUCUCCAGAAGCUGAUGCUAAAGGAGAUGUGUCAGAUCGUGGCAGAGCGCGUGCUGGAGAGCGCGCAGGGCUCCGACAUAUUCCGCGCGCGCAUCGCCGAGGCCCACCGCCCUAGGGAUCCCGCAUACUUGCAGCCAGAGCUCCCACAUCCACUGUUCUCUUUGGAUGUAGAACAAGCUCUGUGCGCGCAUGACAAGUACCCCCACCUGCGGCUGGAACUACUCUGGGACCCUGCCCACAGGGAUAGUAUAAUCCGUUCGUCGGGCGAGGCGUACGAGACGCACGUGUCGGCGGUGGGCGCGGCGGCGCCGCUUACGCUGCGGGCCUGCCUCGCCCACUACACGCGCGCCGAACAUCUCGCGCAGGAGGACGCCUGGCGAUGUCCCCAAUGUCAGAGGUACAUGCCAGUCGUGAAAACUCUUGGCUUAUGGUCGCUGCCGGAUAUACUCGUGAUACAUCUCAAAAGAUUUAGACAGCAAGCCAAAGGUCGAACGAGCACAAAACUAACGACCAUGGUAGAAUUUCCGAUCAACGAUUUCGACAUGACACCACAUUUAGUACAGCGGUCGCCUCCCAACGUAGAAUCACCGAGUCACUCGCGAUCACCACGCAGAAGACAUUCUAAAACCAUCACCAACCCGCAAGAGAACAUCUACGAUUUAUACGCGAUAUGCUACCAUCAUGGCGACGAUUUGGAAACGGGACACUACACGGCAGCUUGUAAAAACCCCUACGAUAACCACUGGUAUAAAUUCGACGACUCCAGAGUAACUCCCGUCGACGAUGAAAAUAUAAACAGUGAGCUAGUUAAUAACUACGCCUACAUGCUGUUCUACAGACGGAAAAAACCUCAAGUCACUCAUUCGUGUUCUUCGGACGAAAACGGGCAUUGGGCACUAAGAAUGCCCAAGUACCUCAAGGCGGAGAGUCUGACCGAGAUUACUGAGAUCAAGGAGGACACUAUAGAGGAUUGUAAAUCGACGGAGAGCGUCGAAAUCGAGACGCCGAACUCGGUAUCUCCAAAGAAGGAAAGCAUUGAAAAUAGUCCCGUGAAACAGGUUAAACUCGUCGAAAACGCGUCCAUAAUCCAAUCGCCGACGCUGCAGCGGCCGUUGAUAGUGGAAGUCAAUGAUGUCAUAGAGGAUUUAAGCGAUUACGAGAACGAAACGAGUUUGCCGAUCGAGCCGUACAUACAUAAGGACGUUCAUGUUAACCCUAAAAUGACGCCGAUAGACAGUCGGCGGCCACGUUCGGUAGAUUACCCCGCGCGCGGCAGUAAAUCUCCCUCAGAUAGAAGCUACGAGAGUUCUCCUCUAGUUACCAGCAUCAACGGUGUAGAAUACCAUCCCACGACGGAGGAUUUAAUGUUGUCAAUGUUCCAGGAGUCCAAGUAUAUAGUCCCCAGACAUAUGUCCGGCGAAUCUCAUUCGACGGGUGAGAAGUCGAUAUGGAAGACUCGAAUAUCCACAUGAGAGCAGGUGCCGCCGCUGCUCGUACAUAAGUACACUCUAUUUAUUUUCCAUUUAAUUUUAGAUCUGUUCCCUUGUAGUUGAUGUAUAAAAUAGACUUUUGACGUAAACAAGUCUAUCUGGUCAGUAGUCAAAGUUAUAAAGUUAGAAUAUUAUGUCAAAUUAAUUAUACCGAAUUAGC
Molecule: messenger RNA, 3120 nt
Organism: Aricia agestis (brown argus)
Lineage: Eukaryota; Metazoa; Arthropoda; Insecta; Lepidoptera; Lycaenidae
Gene: Usp15-31
Product: ubiquitin carboxyl-terminal hydrolase 31
Exons: 14
Coding region: 102-2942 (946 amino acids)
Biological process (GO): protein deubiquitination
Molecular function (GO): cysteine-type deubiquitinase activity
Source: RefSeq, a predicted model, not a curated record